GGUAACAGCCAAACGCAGGGUAAUGAAGAGGGGUUCAGGGCAAGGAGCAGUGGAAAACGGGGAGAAAUGAUGUCAGAGAAAUCGCACACACUGAUUGGAACAGGGGUUCCUAAGGAGAGCCUAUAAAAGCGGGAAAGUCCUCACCAGGAACAAGCAAAGCAAGAGAAGGGGAAACGCAAGAAAUCCUGGGAACUUAGUGCGGGAGUGUGUUCCAUAGUCCUGACUGAAGAUGCUAGGUUGCGGGUGUGUUCUUCUCUCCUGUCUCCUCACUGUAACUCUUCUCCACUGUGGUACAGACAGCCUGCGCAUCACACAGGACACCCCACAGUAUCUGGACUCAGCCGUGAUGGAAGAGUCUAGCGCGAGGGCCCAGUCUGGGGAGGAGAAGUCGGGCAGCAGCCUCACAGCCAAACUGCUCCUGCUGGACCAGCUGGUCCACCUGGAAAACGAUGUCAUUGAGACAAAGAAGAAGAGGAGCUUCAGCGGUGGGAACAUCCCUCUGGACCGCCUGUCUAUCAGCAACAUGGACUUGAAGGGGAAACAGAGGAAGGUGGAGGUGCCAAGGAGGCGAGUGAGCGCUCCCAUUGAUCGGAUCGGAGCGGGCCGGCUUCCCAGCACAAGGGGCUAGGCCACACCCCUUCCUGUCUCCGCCUGCAGGCCCUCCUCCGGCAGACGAAGCACGAGGAAUGACCCCAAGCCCCACCCCCUGUGCACCACUGGCAGGGUGACUUUAGCGGGCAAGUCUAACACAGUGUACAUACCACUGCCACACACACCACCCCAUUUACUAGUAUUUCAGCUCAUCGGCCCAAACCAUACCAUUUUCUCACACUCAUCCUUAUACACCUAACUGUUCUGUCUGUUCUCACCUGUACAACCCUUCCUGUUUCUCACUCUCAUGCUUACACGUACGCUGUCAACCCGUUCUCAUUUGUACAACCUUAUCUGACACUCAGUCCUUUUACAAACACUGUUCACGGUUGACUGAAGGUUGCCUGUACGUGACCUUGACAAUAAAAUUGAUGAUACGAAGGUG
This is a messenger RNA of Anguilla anguilla (European eel), 1036 nucleotides long. RefSeq names its product osteocrin (gene ostn). The transcript is spliced from 5 exons. Gene Ontology annotation, molecular function: signaling receptor binding. The record is from RefSeq and is a predicted model, not a curated record. Bases 230 to 628 code for a protein of 132 amino acids. Lineage: Eukaryota; Metazoa; Chordata; Actinopteri; Anguilliformes; Anguillidae. Gene Ontology annotation, biological process: hormone-mediated signaling pathway.